Molecule: messenger RNA, 699 nt
Organism: Bactrocera neohumeralis
Lineage: Eukaryota; Metazoa; Arthropoda; Insecta; Diptera; Tephritidae
Exons: 2
Coding region: 1-699 (232 amino acids)
Biological process (GO): telomere maintenance; DNA repair
Molecular function (GO): DNA helicase activity
Source: RefSeq, a predicted model, not a curated record
AUGGCCAAAGUGCUGCAGCAAACAAGACUGAUCAUUUGGGAUGAAUGUACGAUGGCACACAAAAAAUCUUUGGAGGCAUUAGAUCGCUCGAUGCAAGAUUUACGAAAUAACAAAAACCGGUUUGGUGGUGCAAUGAUACUAUUGGCAGGUGAUUUUCGACAAAUAUUGCCAGUUGUUCCACGCUCAACGCCAGCUGAUGAACUGAAUGCCUGUUUGAAGUCGUCCAUUUUAUGGAAAUACAUUAAAACACUUAAAUUAAGUAUAAACAUGAGAGUCGAAUUACAGGAAGACCAGUCUGGAGAAGUGUUUUCCAAACAACUGCUCGAUAUUGGUAAUGGUAUUAUUGCUGUUGAUACAUCAUCUGGAUACAUUACAUUCCCUACCAAUUUUUGUAACUUUUGUGAAUCAAAGACCGAACUCAUGGAGAUGGUUUUCCCAAACAUUGCUCAAAAUUACGUAAAUCACAUUUGGUUAAGCGAACGUGUUAUAUUGGCCGCAAAAAAUGUUGAUGUGAAUGAGAAAAUAGCUGGCGAAUUGAAGAAUUACAAAUCAGUUGAUUCCAUUACUAAUGAAGAUGAAGUUGUCAAUUAUCCAACAGAAUUUUUAAAUUCGCUGGAAUUGCGCGGCUUACCACCUCAUAAUCUGCAAUUAAAAAUCGGAUCAGAUCGUAAGAUUCGUUUGGCCGAGGAAUUCAAGUAG